Messenger RNA from Vespula pensylvanica (western yellowjacket), 1153 nucleotides. Its product is annotated as V-type proton ATPase subunit D-like. Gene Ontology annotation, cellular component: proton-transporting V-type ATPase complex; vacuolar membrane. Gene Ontology annotation, molecular function: proton-transporting ATPase activity, rotational mechanism. The transcript has 2 exons. Lineage: Eukaryota; Metazoa; Arthropoda; Insecta; Hymenoptera; Vespidae. The record is from RefSeq and is a predicted model, not a curated record. The coding region runs from base 238 to 948 and encodes 236 amino acids.
AAAGUAAUACAUAAUAAACAGCCUUAAUCUUUUUGGACCAAUGAGAGAUUAUAAUAAUAAUAGAAAAAAAAAAAAGACGCAGUAUAGGAAAUAUAAUAAUGUCAAAUAUAAUAAGUAUAGAAAAAAUAAAUUCUAAUUCGUUUAAAAUAUUGGUAAAAACAAAUAAGCAAACCUUGUUAUUUGACAAUUUGAAAAAGUGAGUAACAAAAAUUAUAACAACAUUCAUUAGAAACAAAUAUGAUUGAGGGAACACGAAUUUUUGCAACUAAUGGAUCACAAAGUAUAAUUAGAAAUCGUUUAAAUUCGGCGGAAAAAAGUUAUAUGCUUUUAAAAAAAAAAUCUGAUACUUUAUUGAUUCAAUUUAAAGAGGUAUUAUUUGAAUUAUUCGAAAAGAAGUCUUCACUAACAGAGGUUAUGGGGGAAGCUUCUUUUUCUUUAGCCGAAGUUAAUUAUAUAACUGGUAAUAUAAAUCAUUUAAUAUUGGAAUCAGUAAAUAAAGCUACAAUUAAAACAUUAAAACGAAAAGAAAUUAUCAUGGGUGUUAAUAUUGAAACUUAUGAAUAUUAUGAGGAAGGUUUAGAUCCUUUUCUUUAUACUGGUUUAGCUAGAGGAAGACAACAGGUGAUGAAGGUGAAAAAUAAUUAUCGAAAAGCACUAAAGCUUUUAAUUAAAUUAGCAUCCUUACAAUCUAGUUUUAUAAUAUUGGAGGAACAUUUAAAAGCGACCAAUUGUCGUGUUAAUGCACUUCGUUACAUUAUAAUACCACGAUUACAUUCUAUUUUAACAUAUAUCGUCUCCGAAUUAGAUGAACGUGAGAGAGAGGAAAUUUAUAGAUUAAAAAAAGCACGAACUCGUAAGAACAUGAUGCCAAAAAUAAUAAGAAAAUUAUCACCGAUCCAAUAUAUAAACGUAGUAAUAGAUGACACUGAUCAAGAUUUACUUUUCUAAACAUUACUUUUCUUAACAACGAGACUCCACUUUCACUUAAACGUUUAAUAUAAAAAACAUAUUUACCGAAUCGAAUAAUGAAUCUUGAAGAGAAGGAAUAUAAAAACGAUAACGAAAACGAUCGAUCAAAAUAGAUCUACAUAUUGAAGAAUCCAUAUUGCAACAGUACCUUGCAUUCUUACCUUCUUCGUAAACGUUAAAUAUA